CAGCUACUCAUGGCCGUUGGUACAUUUUCUAUUCUCACACUUCUGUGGUAGUGUACGCAGACCAGCGGUGUUCACUCGCGAAGCCGCCUGAAUUAUUUGGCUCACGGUAGAGCCUAUCUCCAAUCCUGUUCUUAAUCGUUUGUCGUCAAAGAUACACUGUUGCGCCUAUGGAAGAUCUCUGGAGACAUGCUUAUCAGGAGCUCUUUGCCGUCCAAGUUCCGUGGAUCAGAAAAUUAAAGCUUCCGGUUGUAUACAUCUGCUGAUGCAGUUUGGAAUCGUUUUCCCGCUCCAGUCAGGAUAGCACUUCUCUCAAUAGAUUUGGCUGGUAUAAAUAUUGGUGUUAGAAUGCUGGGUGCCUAGGCUUGUCAGGAUGUCCUUCAAACACAACCCGCCUUUCCGUGCUGAACACUUAGGUUCCCUUCUUCGCCCUGAUUAUCUACUCCAAGCGAGGAAGCAAUUCGACAAGAAAGAAAUCACUUAUGAGCAACUACGUGUGCUGGAAGACAAAGCCAUUGCGGAAGCUCUGCGCCUGCAAAGGGAAGUCGGUAUCAAGAGCUUCACAGAUGGCGAAUACAGGCGUCACAUGUUCUACGACGGGUUCUUCGAUCACCUUCAAGGCUUUGAAGAAAUCCAAAACCCACCAAUUGAAAUCUUCAAGACCUAUGUUCCCGACAUCAAGGCCUUCCUCGCCAAUAACAUCAAGCCUGCGGGCACGACACUGUGUACGGGCAAGAUCAAGCACGUCGAAUCGGGCUAUUUACCUCAAUUUAAAGCCUUGAAGGCCCUUGUGCAACCUGAGGAAGUGAAGAAUAUCAAGCUUACCUUGGCUGCCCCAGAGUGGUUCCACCUGCGUCAUGGGGAACAUGCCUUCAAACCGGGUGUAUACGCUAGUCAAGACGAGUACUUCAAUGAUAUUGCAGCAGCGUACCGCCGCGAACUUCAGGUUCUCUACGCUGCUGGGCUCCGCAACGCGCAGUUCGAUGACCCCCUGCUUGCUUAUUUCUGUGCUGAGCCAAUGCUUAAGGGCAUGAAGGAAGCUGGCGAGGACUCAGAGACAUUGUUGGAUCGCUACAUACAGCUGUACAAUGACUUUCUUGUGGGUCGCCCCAGGAACCUGACAGUCGGCUUACACUUGUGCCGUGGCAACUUCCGGCACUCCAUCCACUUCUCUGAGGGCGGAUACGAUGCCAUUGCGGUGAAGUUGUUUAACGAGAUUGACGUAGACUGCUAUUAUCUCGAAUACGACACCGAACGUGCUGGAUCAUUUGAACCUCUGCGGCACCUUCCGAAGAACAAGACGGUUGUUCUCGGCCUCGUGACAAGUAAAUUUCCAGAACUGGAAGACAUAGAAGCACUCAAGGGACGGGUGAUGGAAGCAGCGAAAAUUAUGGCAACCGAUACCGGAGAAAGUGAGGAAGAAGCGUUGAAACGGAUAUGUGUCUCCCCGCAGUGCGGUUUUGCCUCGCACUCGGAGGGCAAUUUACUUGGUAUGGAUGAUAUGAGGAAGAAAUUGGCGUUGAUCAAAGAUCUAGCGACUAGCAUCUGGGCAGAUGCUUGAAGCUGUGAAAGUGUAUUGAUAGCAUUUGUAGCCUGUGUAAAACCACACAAUCGAAUCAUAUGUUUACCCCGGCAAAUUUGCCCCGUACACGAUA
Messenger RNA from Pisolithus orientalis, 1652 nucleotides. RefSeq names its product UROD/MetE-like protein. The record is from RefSeq and is a predicted model, not a curated record. Gene Ontology annotation, molecular function: 5-methyltetrahydropteroyltriglutamate-homocysteine S-methyltransferase activity; zinc ion binding. The coding region runs from base 371 to 1558 and encodes 395 amino acids. The transcript is spliced from 8 exons. Lineage: Eukaryota; Fungi; Basidiomycota; Agaricomycetes; Boletales; Pisolithaceae.